AAUAUGUUAAUUUUUAUCAGCCUAUCUGUUUAUUAACAAUAUUGUUGAGUAGCGGGAGAGGACAUUGAAAUCUUGCUCUUAAUAAUUACCAAAACAAAAUCGUGAAAUUUGUUAAUGACUGAUUUGUCUAAAAGGACAUGGAUAUAGAAUCAAGACCGUUAUUGGGGAAAUCGGAUUCCAAAUGUUUUGUAAUAUUUCUGACGUGCAUGGCCGCAAUGGGUGGACUGCUCUUUGGUUAUGAUACCGGGAUCGUUUCCGGAUCCAUGUUGCUCAUCAAGGAUGACUUUAAACUGUCGUCUGUGUGGCAGGAAGCCAUAGUUAGCGCCACUAUUGGUGCCGCUGCCGUAUUUGCUCUGAUUUCCGGAACACUCGUGGACGUACUAGGAAGAAAAACCGUCAUCAUGGCUUCCAGUUUCAUCUUCACAGCUGGCGCGGUUGUUAUGGCGCUGUCGCCUGUUGAUUUGAAGGAGGUAUUGCUCGUCGGACGGUUAAUAGUUGGGGCAGCAAUAGGGUUUGCAUCUAUGUCCGUACCUGUUUACAUCGCUGAAGCCGCUCCUACCAACAUUCGGGGGUCUUUGGUUACCAUGAAUCAACUCUUUAUAACCAUUGGGAUCCUUUUAUCCAGCAUUGUGGCCGGAGCUUUCAGCACUAACAAAGAUAACGGAUGGAGGUAUAUGUUGGGGCUUGCUGGAGUUCCCAGUGUAAUCCAGUUUUUCGGAUUCUUCUUCCUGCCAGAGAGUCCUCGGUGGUUGAUUUCCAAAGGACGUCACACACAAGCCAGGUCCGCGCUUGAAAGGAUACGGGGAACUCAAGACGUAGCUGAUGAAUUAAAUCUUAUUCAGCAAUCUGUCAACGAAAUGAGCGAGGAGAAUAAAUAUAACGCCUUCCAAGCCUUUGUACUGAUGAUGAAGACACAGCCAGUGAGACGCGCUCUUGUACUGGGCUGUCUCCUGCAACUGUUUGGGCAGUUCAGUGGAAUCAACACUGUCAUUUACUAUAGUGGUACCAUUUUGCGCAUGUCCGGAUUUCCCUCAGACCUCGCCAUUUGGUUAGUUUGUAUUCCUUUUGCUGUUAAUUUUCUAUUCACCUUUAUCGGGGUCUACGCUGUUGAGAGAGCAGGUCGCAGGAUCCUCACCCUAAGUAGUUUUAUCGGAAUCAUCAUCGCUUUGGUUGUUCUGGGACUCGGAUUUUGGCUUUCUGAUGAACAUUCACCAUCCAUACACCAUCAUCUGGAUAAUUCCUCUAUCUGCCACACAAAAUAUCAAACAUGUGGUACGUGCAUCAAGGAUGACAACUGUGGAUUCUGUUGGGAGAAGAAAGACCCGGACACCUCCGGUUAUUGUCUCCACGUGUAUAAGACCCAUCCAGAGCGAUAUGCCGAGCCCGAGGUCAAUACCACCAGCUACAACGAAUCCCUGUGUAACAAAACCUACGACACAAAGAACUAUGGCUGGGCCAACGACUUCUGUCCUACAGACUACUCGUGGAUGGCGGUUCUGGGACUUGCACUUUUCGUCAUGUCAUUUGCACCAGGACUUGGUCCGAACCCCUGGACAAUCAAUUCAGAGAUUUACCCGCUAUGGGCCCGAGGGACAGGGAUCUCUAUAGCUACCGCUGUUAACUGGGCAGCUAAUCUUGGAGUCUCGUUUUCAUUUCUAACUCUCUUGGAAACCAUCACUACAUACGGAACGUUCUUCCUAUACGCGGGAACAUCAUUCGUGGGCUUUGUCACACUUUAUUUCCUCCUACCUGAAACCAAGAACAGGUCUCUGGAAGAAAUAGAGCAGCUUUUUAUGACUGAGGCAUACAGAGCCCGGAGGGAGUCGCAGAGGCAAUACAAUGUCCAGAGUGCUGCUUACAGGAGCGAUAUACAUGAUGACUCGCCACCAAUUAUGUAACCUUAACAACCUGUGCGCAUGCCGACAGCCUUCUAGCAGUGACUAAGCUGACGGAAAUAUAUCAUCGACUACCUCAUCGUGAUUUGACAUUAGUCAUCUCCCAUAUUUACAGGCAUUGAAAUGAUCUUGUGUGAAUAUACUAUCAGCUAAAUUAAUAAUGUACACACAUAUAUAUACAUGUAUAAUGACUUUGUAUGUUCCUGUGGUUUGUGAAAACAAAUUGCACAGGUCCGAUAAAUUUUGAUGUGUGAAUAAGUAUUUUGACUUUAUAUAUAUGAACUCUGUACUCCUUCAUGCAUCAUGAUCGCAGAUCAAAUCAAACUUUUAAUUUAUUGCACUACACACACUAUUUGCAAGGGUCUGUCUCUUGAGGUGAAUUCCCUCUUUUUAUGAAUGAAAUUCUACAUGUACAACCAAUGUAGUUUUCAUACUGGCUUCUAAAAAGUUUUUUUUCUGCUUGCGAUUUCCUUUUCAUCACAAACUAAGUAUAAAUAUGUAAGACUGACACCAGGAAUUCCAUGGAUGAAGCAUCAGUUGAUGAGUAAAGUUUCAUGUUUUAAUGUGGGGUUUCAUAUUACAACAGUAGAUAAAUGUUUAAAGUCUAUUCAAGCUUCUCGUAAAUUGCAUAUGUAGCUCUCUAUCUCAUUAAUUUCUUACUCCGUUUCAAAUUUUAAGAUCCAUAUUUAGUUGACUUGAGUUUCAGAAAAAGUUGUAAAGAUUUUGGAAAGAUAUGUUGAAAAUCUAUAGACAUUCAAAAGCUAAAAACUUCACAAAUACCGGGAAAAAUUCGACAAGACUUAUUUUAUUUCUUUUUUAUGGUUUUUAAAUCAUAAAUUUUACUUUAUAUUAUAUUUAUGUUUAUUUAACAAAAGCAUAUGAUAAUCACCUAAAUGUUGAGCCUUACAUGAUUCAAUGCCAAUAAGCACGUAGAAAUACGGUAGACCCCCAUUUUUGAAAUUUAUCUUUGGUAUAUAUACAUGAACAAAAACACACAUAUAUAAUUUAAAUAAAGAGAUUACACUGUAUAAUGAAAUAUAUUUUGAAAACUUUUCUUACGAGUUUCAUGCUCAAGAGCUAACAUCCUUAAUUAAAGGAGUUUCAGUUGUAAAUUUCCAUGGAAAAAUAAAAAUUCAUUCUGUAUUUCUAAUCUUGUUUAUCUUGACGUGUGAACAAAUCACCAGAAACUGGAUUGAAGCAGAUUCUGUUUGUAAAAAUAUUAAAAUUCCAUGAUGUCAAACCAGA
Molecule: messenger RNA, 3140 nt
Organism: Ostrea edulis (European flat oyster)
Lineage: Eukaryota; Metazoa; Mollusca; Bivalvia; Ostreida; Ostreidae
Product: proton myo-inositol cotransporter-like
Exons: 9
Coding region: 138-1898 (586 amino acids)
Biological process (GO): transmembrane transport
Cellular component (GO): membrane
Molecular function (GO): myo-inositol:proton symporter activity
Source: RefSeq, a predicted model, not a curated record